CGGCGUCACGCGCCGGGAGCGCCGGGUGGCUCGCAUGGCGGCGGCGUUCGAGAAGGCGGCCAAGGCCGGCCGGCGCGAGCACCGCGAGCGCGCCCAGCCUGCCGCUCGGAAGCGCCUGGGAAUUCUCGAGAAGAAGAAGGAUUACAAGCGCCGGGCCGACGACUACCACAAGAAGCAGAAUGCGCUCUGGGCACUUCGCAGGAAGGCCCAGGAGAAGAAUCCUGACGAAUUCUAUUUCAGAAUGACCCGUGUGCAGCUUCAGGAUGGUGUCCAUGUGAUUAAACAGCAAGAAGAAGAAACCACGCUGGAGCAGCAGAAGCUGAUGAGGACACAGGAUCUGAAAUACAUUGAAAUGAAGCGGGUAGCUGAAGUCAAGAAAAUUGAAAGGCUGAAGUCGGAGCUCCACCUGCUGGAAGCUGAAGGGAAACAGCCAAACAGACAUACAUUCUUUUUUGACACCAAGAAGGAAGUGCAAAGAUUUGACAUUGCUACCCACCUGAACACUGCUCCCGAGCUGGUGGGCAGAGUAUACAACCGUCCAACCCUUGAAACGCUGAAGAAGGAAUGCAUUCAGGGGACCACUACACCUGUUCAGUUGCAGAAAUUAGCCCAGCAGAGGAGAAGUCAGUACAACCUGCUGCAGCAGCGUGUUGAGCGUGAGCGGAAAAUGUUCAUCAUCGCCCAGAAGCUCCAGACCCGGAAGGAUCUCUUGGACAAAACUCAGAAAGUGAAGCUGAAGAAGGAAACGGUGAACCAGCCAGCUAUUUACAAAUUCCAGUUCAGGCGGAAACGCUGAUUGCUCCGGAGCAAUUUCCCCCUGCCUCCUCCUGCUCUGCAGGACUCUGUCCCCAUGCGGCUUCAACUGCACGAGCAGCUGGAGUCCACUGCAGUUUUGUAUUCUUCAAAUAAACACGUCCUGCAGAUCCUG
Varanus komodoensis (Komodo dragon) is the source of this 928-nucleotide messenger RNA. RefSeq names its product UTP11 small subunit processome component (gene UTP11). Gene Ontology annotation, cellular component: small-subunit processome; nucleolus. The transcript is spliced from 8 exons. NCBI's taxonomy places the organism in Eukaryota, Metazoa, Chordata, Lepidosauria, Squamata, Varanidae. Gene Ontology annotation, biological process: rRNA processing. The record is from RefSeq and is a predicted model, not a curated record. The coding region runs from base 35 to 796 and encodes 253 amino acids.